CAAAGAACUUCCCUUCCCACUACGACGCCUACAGCUCUGCAGCCACACGAAUUGAAGAACACGGCCUGCUAGAAAUCACCUUAUUCCCAUUUGUUGAGUAGAGUGUUCUUGCCUUCUUUUGUUUAUUGUACCGCCCAAUGGGGGAUGCAGAAAAUGCUGUUCCACCUUCAAAGAAGAGAGCUGCUGGAAGGCAAUUAUCCCGAGAUAACCCUGAACUUGAUGAUGAGGAAGAUGCUUCUGAACAAGACAGCAGAUCUUUCAAGAGAGCAAGCGAUGAGGUGCUGGCAGGUAGAAGAAUUGUCAAAGUUCGUCGCCAGCAGACGUCAUCAGCCCCUUCUUCCAAUCCUUUUGCAGGGAUCCGCCUGGUCCCUCCUACUGCUUCAACUGCUACUCCAGUUGAAAUUACUGCCGAAACAGGAGAAAAACCCGUUCCAGACGAGGGAGGAGAAGGGAAAAAUGGUAUGAAUAAGGAAAGUGAGAAAGAAAGGGAGGACCAUUAUAAGCAAACUGAAAACACUGAUGAUGUUGUGGAUGCUGAAUCCACUGCAAAUGAGAAGAAUUCUGAUAUUGUUAAUGAGGCAACGAAUCCUGAAAUAGCUGAUGAAAAGGCGGCAGAGGUCACUAAAACUGAUAGCAAAGAAAAGAAUACAGAUGGCACGAGAACUGAGAUUGAAGAAAAUAAAGAGAAGAGUAAUGAAACUGUUGAGAAGAGUGCUGAAACUGCAUCUUCUUUUAACUCAUUUCAACAGCUUUCGAGCAGUAAAAAUGCGUUUACUGGACUGGCUGGAACUGGGUUUUCCAGUUCUAAAUUUUCAUUUGGUUCAAUUCAGGAAAAUGGGUCUCCCCUAGGGUCUAAUUAUGGUUCUCUUCUUGGACUAAAAAGUGAUCGGCCUUCUUUUGGUUUUGGUGUUCCUAAUAAUGGAAAUUCUUCUCUCCUUGGCAACCCGGGGCCAUCCAUUGUCAGUAAGAAUGAUGGAAGGUCCAUGCAGGAGAUUUCUGUUGAGACAGGGGAAGAGAAUGAGAAAGCUGUCUUCACUGCUGAUUCUGUGCUGUUUGAGUUUCUUGAUGGAGGUUGGAAGGAACGGGGAAAGGGAGAACUCAAGGUCAGUGUUUCCUCCAUUGGAGCUGGCAGAGCUAGACUCAUUAUGAGAGCCAGAGGAAAUUAUCGGUUGAUUUUAAAUGCCAGUCUUUAUCCAGACAUGAAGCUGACAAAUAUGGACAAGAAAGGCAUCACUUUUGCCUGUGUAAAUAGUAUUGGUGAAGAGAAGGAUGGUCUUUCUACAUUUGCUUUGAAGUUUAAGGACGCUAUGAUAGUUGAAGAGUUUUGUGCAACUGUCACUGAACACAAAGCUAAGACCGCUGUUGGUCUGAAGACUCCAGAAAAUUCUCCAAAGGCAUCGGAUGAUUAG
Ilex paraguariensis (yerba mate) is the source of this 1409-nucleotide messenger RNA. Lineage: Eukaryota; Viridiplantae; Streptophyta; Magnoliopsida; Aquifoliales; Aquifoliaceae. The record is from the annotation of a GenBank genome assembly.